AUGCGUUUUGCACGAAAACUCUCGACCCGUGUUUGGAGUGCUACUGAAUAUGGAAACCCCUCAAAAGUACUGUCAUUGAGAGAAGUCGAGAUUCCCACUACACCGCUGAUCAAAUGUGACAAUAGCCACGUGACUGUGAAAGUAAACGCCGUAUCGUUGAAUCCGAUCGAUCACUGGAUGGUCAACGGGCGCGGAAAGAAUCUCCGAGAGAUUUGGGAGAAGCUCGGCAAUACGUUUGGGCUCUCUACGCACGACGCAUCUGUCGGCGUCAUCCCUGGUCGAGAUUUCCAUGCGACUGUGAUGAAAGAUGGAGAAAGAUUCAAAAAAGGCGAUCAUGUUGUCGGUGUCAGACAUCCUUUCGACUCGGGCUCCUUGCAGGAGAGAAUGGUCUUGAAUGAAAAGGCACUCUUUCCGGAGAAUGGGCAGCUUUCACCCGAGGAGAAUGCCUGUCUUCCGUUCGUCACUUCUACUAUCAUGUCGUCUCUUGGGAUAAGCGGUGGAAUAUCACUUUUCGGAUGUCCUACUGUGAAAACGCUUGCUGACGUAAAUACGAAAAAAAUCCUGAUAGUUGGUGCUACAGGAGGGCUUGGGACCGUCCUAACACAGCUCUUGCUUCAAGACGGGGCGACAGUUGACGUAAUCGGCGGAAGAGAAGUAUGGAAAAUCGAGAACGCGGGGAAAGUCUUGGAUUAUCACGAUGAAGAGUAUAGGAAGAGAUUGGUGGACGACGACUAUGAUUUUGUAUUCGACUGCGCGGAUGGAAAAGCCCACGAAUGGGUGGGUCGCUUUAUGAAGCACGAGAAGUCAACUUUAAUCAGCUACUCCUCGCCACUCCUACAAAUGCUCGGUUCAAUGUCGGCGAUGAGUGUUCCCGAGUUCAUCCUUGUCCACCAAAAAGUUCAGUCCGAUCUGAGAAAAGAAGCGGGCGCCGGCGCCGAAUUCCGCUUUGGCUUUUUCUCCGAAAGACAAGCUUAUUUUGAGCAAAUUUCUAAAAUUUAUUUCAAACCGACUAUUUCGAAAGUUUUUGAUUUUGAAAGUGUUCCGGAGGCUUUUGAAAGUAUGGUCUCAGAAUCGCACUUUGGAAAAAUUGUCAUAAGACUUUAA
Messenger RNA from Oikopleura dioica, 1104 nucleotides. The record is from the annotation of a GenBank genome assembly. Lineage: Eukaryota; Metazoa; Chordata; Appendicularia; Copelata; Oikopleuridae.